AUGGUAAAACUCACUGACGAUGCUGACUACGAUGCCGGAGAAACGUCUGAGAUUGUACCACGUCCAACGUCCGAAUUUGGAAAUGAUUAUGCAUUAAAUGGACCCCGGACUAGUCGUGGAGAGAUAUGUGCCCUAGAGCCUCUGUUACUGGAAGCACCUACUUCCUCAGGUCGCUCAUCUCUCUCAUUCCUCAAGCGUCUGCGUGGAGCGCGACCCUUCGGCACUGCCUUUUUCACCCAGUCCGCCAAAGAUGUCACCCGGUCACCGACUCUUGGUCUCUCUCCUACUCAUGGUUUAUCUAAUAAGUGCACGCAAAACGUUUCUGCCUCCAGUUCUUUCGCAAUCCCCUCUUCUUCACUUACCAGUCUUCUCUCGCUUAGGCGCCCCAAAGUAGAUGCCAUUACUACCGCCGAUAAUUUGGCCUCAAUCAUCCCGUCUCUGCGACCGCAUAAAGCCCCUGCCCAGCCUUCGUCAUGCACUGGCCGUUCAUUGCUUCUGGGGCCCUUCAGAGGUAGGAGGGUAUCCUCUCCAAAACAAGAGGUAGACAUCAAUAGACAUCUCGAUCAACAGGAUCUUCCAGCUGGUCUAGGACAGCAGGUUCCAGGUGCCAUUAAUGAAAUGGAAGCGGAGCUUGGUUGGGGCGAGGGUAUGAGAGAAGAGAAGGCCAAACAGAAAAUUCGAUCCAGAGCUUUUGGCAGUCUGGAUGACUUUGCACUAAUCGCUCUGGCCUCUUUUACGAGGCUAAUUAUUGUCAGUCUACAGCCGCAUUUCCAGGUGCUCUUCUGGACUCCACUAACAGUAAGACUACUUUGUCCACUAUACAAGCAGAAAAAAAUUCUACUAAGAUUUAUAGUUUUUAUAGGUCGCCUACGGUGA
Messenger RNA from Protopolystoma xenopodis, 876 nucleotides. The record is from the annotation of a GenBank genome assembly. NCBI's taxonomy places the organism in Eukaryota, Metazoa, Platyhelminthes, Monogenea, Polystomatidea, Polystomatidae.